AUGGAGAAAUACAGAGAUGACAACCUGAUGGCAGCAAUUACUGCAGCCCUGGACGGACAGGCAGUGUGUGAGGACAGAGAGAGGACAGGCGAGCGGGGAGAGACCGCGCGCAUUAAUAAGGUCUCCAUGAAGGAGGCGGGCGAUGGUCUCCAUGCACAGAUGAAUUCCAUGAUGGGGGCACUGCAGGAACUCAAGCUUUUGCAGAUGCAGACUGCCUUGGGGCAGCUGGAUAUCUCAGGCAGGCACAGCCAGGCGCCCCCAGCAUCACAGCCACCGCUGCAGGUCUCCAACCGAGGCUCUGAGGAGCAGGGACCUCUGAAUGAUAGGAGGAUACCCAACCAGGUGGAGAAGAGGAUGUCCCAUCAUAGGAGCAGCCUGGAUGCAUCAUCCUUGUCCUCCUCCAGCCUGGAGAGAGGGGGCUAUCACCGAAGGAUCUCAGGGUACAGUGUACCCCAGGAGGACUACUGCGGCCCCCGCGUUUGCCCUCCCCCAGCAGCACCACACUGGUAUUCCAGUCCCCCCACGCAGAUCACAGACCUACCACGCAUCUUGCACAGCCUCUCCAGUGAGGGCCCUUCUCUGGACAGUGACUACUCACAGAAUAGCACCGACGACUCUGGUGACUGGACCACCUCGCUCAUGAGCCGCUGCCGCAAUCGCCAGCCCCUGGUCUUGGGAGACAACAUCUUUGCUGACCUAGUUGGUAACUGGUUGGACCUGCCCGAACUGGAGAAAGGUCCGUUGCAGACAGGUGAUGAGGAAGAGGCUGAACCCGCCCACCCAUUACGGCUCAGUCGCUCCCAAGAGAUCUGCCGAAGGUUUUCUCUCACCGCUAAUAUAUUCAAGAAGUUCCUGCGCAGCGUGCGGCCCGACAGGGACAAGUUGCUGCAGGAAAAGCCCGGCUGGAUGCCCUUGGAUGGACCCGAGGUUGAGCUUUUCAAGAGAUCCAAAAAAGCAGACAAACCCAAGAGUCCUUUCUACCUCCCUUUCCGAGUGGGCGGAUUGCCAAGCAAAGGCAGGCCUUGUCCUCGACCGACAGACGAGAGGGGCCUUUCGUCAGGAGUGCUCACAGACGGGCAGAGGACAGAGAUGGCGGAGAAAGCAACACCAGUGUUCGAUUACAACACAGCUGUCUGGGUCUAAUGGCUCGGGAUUAGUGUCUGCGUGAGGAUGGAGAAGAAAGGAUUUAUAAGGGAUUUUUCUCCACUGUGAGAUUCCCAAAGCAACUGUGACUGACAAUCGGUGAAACCUCAAUGUUUGUGAGAGCCAGCAGGGCUGCUUUCUGACAAACAAGAUUCCAGGGUCAAACUUACUUACCUUCGUUUGAAAUGUAUUUGCCAAAUCUGCCCAUGCACUAAUCUUAAGCCUUAUAUCAGAGUUUGAUGGCUUUUAUUUCUCCCUUCCUUGCCUUUCCUGCGCUCAUCACCUGCAAAAUAGUAACUCUUGGCACUAUGCAUGAAGCAUGGCCGUAUUCGCCUAGUCACAUAACAUCUUAAGAGCAUGCUGUGGUGGAAAGUUUUCAUUGUCGUUGGUUAAGCAGUGAAACGUCUGUUCGUAUCCAUCUGUUCCCCCCCACCAUGGAGCACAGUGCCAGACACGAUAUCAGCAGCGAUAAGGAGGGGUGGGGAGGCUGCAUCUGGGCCAAGAGUGGCCCUUCAGCGACGUCUGCCAGGCAUAGCGCUGAGUAGACCUGGCACGUCCCCUGCUCCGCCAGCAGCUCUCCUGAGUCGCAUUACGUACUGCGUCCUGGGGGGGGGGUCUCCGUCACCAUCUGCUUCCUCGCGAUUAUGUAAGGACCAUACUUACAGUGGUUUGCUGAGAAGCCAGGCUUUCUCAGUUUCCUGCAAGCCGUGCUGCUGGAAUCACCUGUACAUAUAUUUGUAGAGCAGAACCCACAGUUUGGUUGGGUAUGGUAAAAUCACAUACUCAUAUUAAUCUUUAUUCAUGUUCAUAUUAAUCAUAGUAUUGUAAUAUAGUUAUAAAACAGCCCUUACACCUUCAUUAUCUAUCUGCUUAUAGUAUAGAGCACUUACCUGCAUCAAUGUAGCUCCCAGAUGUAGCUCUCAGUAGAGGGUGCGUAUCGUAGAGCAUUAAUUUGUCUUCAUGCUUCUUCUAAAAAUGGCCGCCUGUCUUGUACAGAUAGCUCCACAAUUAAUCAUACUAAUUGAGCUGCAUUUCAUCUGAACACAAAACCAUUUAAGUAAUUAAAUGCUUUGGAUGGGUCUUUAUUUAAUGCAUACAGAGUAGCUAAACCAGAAUAUUUUUGUGUUUCUUGAGUAUCCAACCACAGAAAGUCCCCACUGUUAUCUUGCUAGGCAUACCAAAUUCGGGGAUUUGUACUGAUGUUUAUCCUUCAUAAGAAAAGUAAUUAGCAAAACACACCCACCUGCAAUCAGUCAGAACAAAAACAGCCGAUUGUGGAGCAGAGAUUAGAAUGCACAACUACUGACUAGAGAAAUACAGUAUGGUCGGAAUGGUUAAAGAACUCAACAUUUGUUAUCUCACUUACUGAAUCCAGAUAGAUUCCUCAGGGUCAAACCAUACGUUCUUUGCAACAAUAUACAAAACUGCAGUAGGUAGCAGGAGAAACACUUUUAAGCAAUUACUUCUAUGAAUGAAUACAUUUCCAGAACAGCAUGACAAAUGUGUUGAAGUCCAUCUUCUACUGUAAACCAGCCUACAGUCUAGUAUUGACAGCAAGAGAUUUCAGACUAAUUAUACAACAGAGUCUUACAACAAGGUUGAUCCCUCCUUGUGCCCUGUGCUUCCCCGGACACAUUUCAGAAAAUGCAAGUUGUGGAAAUGGACAGUUAGGUUUGACAUGUAAAGAAAAUUCCUUCUUUAGCAUUUAAAAUUAAUUAUUGUCAUGCUGUUUGGGGAAAACCAAAACACUUUGAGUCAUAAGAUGCUUUGCAUGUAAUUUGCAAGAGCACAUUUGUUAGUCAUUAAAGGUUUUGGGUACAAAAGCGAUCAGUGUGCAUGGUGUGAUGGAUGUGCAUCUCCACAGCCCAUUCUGAGAUCCAGUAACAGACAGGGGACAUAGCAACGGCAAUAUUUCUGUGCCAUCUGGUUUUGUAUUGUUCGGGGCUUAUCGACAUACCAAUCUACAAUAACCGCUCUAUCUCGAAAGGUUAAGAGAAAGUGCUCUGUCUCAUGGCUUGUGUUUCUGCAUGCGUUCUCAGCUUUGGGGUAGGGAAAAAUCUUGCGAUCUACGCAUAUCUGUCCUCAUAUCAACCCAAGCAAUGCCCAUCUGCCAAACAACUGGAACAAACGGAUUAAUUCAUUUUGCAGAGCAAAGGUGGAAAUUGUUUAUUUCAAAGGGAGUCAAAGACUUGAUGCUUUCCAAUGUAUGAAGCCCUUCAAAAAAUGUGUGAGUGUGUUUGUGAUUUUCUUUUCUUUUCUUGCAAUUCUAAUUGAAAUUGCAUCCUUUUGAUACCCAAGGUGCAGUAAGUCCAAAGACACAUUUUAAAGGUUCUUGUGCAGUUACCAAUUCUUUGUAAAUUAAAUCUGUUUCUUGCAAA
This is a messenger RNA of Brienomyrus brachyistius, 3521 nucleotides long. Its product is annotated as PAK4-inhibitor INKA2-like. The record is from RefSeq and is a predicted model, not a curated record. Gene Ontology annotation, cellular component: nucleus. Gene Ontology annotation, molecular function: protein serine/threonine kinase inhibitor activity; protein kinase binding. The transcript has 3 exons. NCBI's taxonomy places the organism in Eukaryota, Metazoa, Chordata, Actinopteri, Osteoglossiformes, Mormyridae. Bases 1 to 1143 code for a protein of 380 amino acids.